CCCGUCCCCUUCCUUCUUUCUCACUUGACAAUACCUCUACAAUGGCAGACUCCGGAUCUGGCCGUGGAGGGUUCCGAGGUGGCUUCGGCACUCGGGGUCGGGGGCGCGGGCGUGGGCGGGGUCGUGGCAGGGGCAGGGGACGUGGCAAGGAGAACGAGAAGGAGUGGGUGCCCAUCACUAAGCUUGGCCGCCUGGUGAAGGAUGGGAAGAUUCGCAGCCUGGAGGAGAUCUACCUCUUCUCUCUGCCCAUCAAGGAGUAUGAGAUCAUCGACUUCUUCCUGGGCCCCAAGCUGAAGGAUGAGGUGCUCAAGAUCAUGCCUGUGCAGAAACAGACCCGUGCCGGGCAGCGCACUCGCUUCAAGGCCUUCGUUGCAAUUGGUGACUUUGACGGGCACAUUGGUCUGGGUGUGAAGUGCAGCAAGGAAGUGGCCACAGCCAUCCGCGGCGCCAUCAUCCUUGCCAAGCUGUCCAUUGUCCCAGUGAGGCGAGGCUACUGGGGCAACAAGAUCGGCAAGCCCCACACUGUGCCCUGCAAGGUGACUGGCAAGUGCGGCUCAGUACUGGUGCGCCUCAUCCCAGCACCCAGGGGAACCAGCAUUGUGGCUGCCUCAGUGCCCAAGAAGCUACUGCAGAUGGCUGGCAUUGAGGACUGCUACACCAGUGCCCGGGGUCAGACUGCCACCCUAGGUAACUUUGCCAAGGCUACCUAUGCUGCCAUUGCCAAGACCUAUGCUUACCUCACCCCCGACUUAUGGAAGGAGACUGUGUUCACCAAGUCCCCAUACCAGGAAUUCACUGACUACUUGGCCAAGUACCACAAGAUCAGCUCCGAGCAGCGCCAGGAGACCAAGCUGUACUGAGGUGGUCGUGGUUCUGGCCUCUGACGAUAAUAAAUUAAUUGAAGGUG
This is a messenger RNA of Scylla paramamosain (green mud crab), 907 nucleotides long. RefSeq names its product small ribosomal subunit protein uS5 (gene RpS2). Gene Ontology annotation, molecular function: structural constituent of ribosome; RNA binding. The transcript is spliced from 5 exons. Bases 42 to 860 code for a protein of 272 amino acids. Gene Ontology annotation, biological process: translation. The record is from RefSeq and is a predicted model, not a curated record. Gene Ontology annotation, cellular component: ribosome; cytosolic small ribosomal subunit. NCBI's taxonomy places the organism in Eukaryota, Metazoa, Arthropoda, Malacostraca, Decapoda, Portunidae.